GAACAUCUAAAGUAGUUCAAGUAUUUUAUGAUUCAAGUAUCCUAACCUCAUUUUAAACUUUAUUUGUUGUUUUGAAAUUAUUUACUUAUUAAAAUAGAAAAUAUCUGCAAAAUAUAAACAUUUAUUGUCUUUAAGUAAUAAAACUAAAACAAUGAAUUUAUUGCCGAAGACUAAAGAAGAAUUUAGUCAGAAGGAAUAUUGGGAUCUAUUCUUUAAAAAACGUGGAAAUAAAGCUUUUGAAUGGUAUGGCGAGUAUCCUGAACUUUCAGGGUAUAUACAUAAAUAUGUAAAAACUCAAGACAAUAUUUUAGUUAUGGGUUGUGGUAAUUCGAGUCUGGGUAAAGAUUUAUAUGAUAUAGGAUUCCAUAAAAUAACAAAUAUUGAUAUAUCUAAUAUUGUAAUUAGACAAAUGCUUUCUCAAAAUGAUAAAGAAAGGCCGGGUCUGGAAUAUAUUCAAAUGGAUGCUCUACAUACCACUUUCGAAGAUGAAAAAUUUAGUGUUAUAAUUGACAAAGGCACACUCGAUGCCUUAAUGCCAAAUGACAAUGAUGAAACUAUCAAAUCAAUUGACCAAUACUUUGCAGAAAUACAAAGGCUUUUAAAGCUUGGAGGAAGAUAUUUGUGUAUCUCUUUAUUACAAGAACAUAUUUUAAAUAAAAUUUUGUUAUAUUUUCCAAAAAAUGACUGGAUGUUUAGAGUUGUUAGAUGCUUUGAACCUGAAACUAAAUCUGUGCAAAAUGGAGAAAAUGCUUUGCCUGUGUUUAUGGUUAUAUGUACAAAAUUUAAGGCAUUGCCAAGAAUGAUUUUAGAGGCCAGCUUAGGUUCCACCAAUAAAAUCGAUAAAUAUAAUUCAAUUGAGGAGAUAAUAUCAUUCAUUACUAGUAUUCAAACGGCUUCGUUUGUUUGUUCAUCUUUAAAGAAAUGUAAUAUUAAUGAAGAUGCUGAGAUCAGUUUAGAUCUUUACGAACCGGGCAGUCAGUCACCUAGGUAUACUGUUCAUGUUGUUGAAGUACCAUACAAGGCCAAAAAUUUACCCUACGCGGCCUUCAUCAUUCCUCAAGGAAGGGAAUCGGAAUGGUUGUUUUCAACUAAAUCUGGUAGACAAAAUUUAGUAACAAUGACAAAUCAUAACCGAUUAGCUAUAGUUUCAAUGCACAGGGGGAAAGUGUAUGAGUCUUUAGAUGCUGUGAAAAGCGAGUUAGAAGAUAUAAUAUGUAAUUUAGCUCCAGCGCAUUUGAAAAACCACAAAAUUGCGUUUCUCUCAUUAGGCUCUGAUAUUGGUAAACGAGAAAUAAGGCAUCAAGGUAAAUCAAUUUUUUCCGGCGAUUAUGUAAUAGAAGACGUUGAACAUGAAAACGGAGAUAUUUUCAGACGUUUGUUCUACCUUAGCUCUCAAUUAGUCAUCCAGUCAGAAGCCAAAAUUAAAGUAAUAAAAACCAGAGGAGGAAAACAAAAGAAUAUUAUAGAUCUUUCAACAUUAAUGUGCCAACAUCACAUAUACAUGAGCGUUGCGACACAUCUUGCGUAUAAAAUCAAGAAAAACGCAACAGUGGCAGUUUUAGGGUUAGGAGGAGGCAGUUUAUGUUCGUUUUUGCAUAAAUUUCUGCCUGAAGCUGUUAUAAUUGGUGUAGAUAUCGAUUCGGAAAUGUUAGAAAUCGCUAAAGAUUGGUUUGGAUUUAAGGAAGAUGAAAAAUUAAGAGCUAUCAUUCAAGAUGGUUUAGUUUAUCUUAGCGAUUUAAACAAAGUUGGGCAAAAAGUAGAAGCAAUUCUAUGUGAUGUCGAUAAUAAAAAUUCAGAGAUAGGCAUGAGUUGUCCACCAAAAGAGUUUCUAUCUCCCAAGACAUUAAAGGAUGUUUCCCAAUCGCUUUCAGAAGAAGGUGUACUUAUCGUAAACGUCGUCCUAAGGGAUCAAAGUUUAAGGCCAAACAUUCUAAAAGAUUUAAGAACACAUUUUAAAUCGGUGGUAGCAUACAAGCUUUCAGAAGAUUUAAACGAGAUAUUUUUAUGUUCUAAUUCAAAUAAGGAAGAGAAAUAUUUUAAAGAUAAUUUAAAGGUAGGCAUGGAGGCGAUAAAAACAUUUUUUAAGAAAAAUAAUGUCAACCAAGAUGUUGAAAUUGUUGAGUAUAUAAAUAGAUUGAAUAUAAACAAAUAACUGUAUUUA
Molecule: messenger RNA, 2161 nt
Organism: Sitophilus oryzae (rice weevil)
Lineage: Eukaryota; Metazoa; Arthropoda; Insecta; Coleoptera; Curculionidae
Product: eEF1A lysine and N-terminal methyltransferase homolog
Exons: 8
Coding region: 152-2152 (666 amino acids)
Source: RefSeq, a predicted model, not a curated record